Aspergillus luchuensis is the source of this 642-nucleotide messenger RNA. RefSeq lists its product as uncharacterized. The record is from RefSeq and is a predicted model, not a curated record. The transcript is spliced from 5 exons. Gene Ontology annotation, cellular component: mitochondrion. NCBI's taxonomy places the organism in Eukaryota, Fungi, Ascomycota, Eurotiomycetes, Eurotiales, Aspergillaceae. Bases 1 to 642 code for a protein of 213 amino acids.
AUGGUGCACAAUGUAGACAUGCAGCCUUCAAGGCUAUCAUUCUUUCUCGUUACCAGUAGGACUGUGCCACGCGUUGUCAGACACCAUUUUACUACCUACACAGCCAUAUGCUCUGGAACCAAGCCAGUGCUGGUCAGGCUCCUGGAAGAUGGCUCAGAAGUACACAUGAAUAACGAUGAAAUUUUCAGAUACCAGCGGUACAAAUGGUUGAGUGGAGAUUGCAAACACCUAGCCGCAAGGUACCGUGACUUCAACCUAGAUAAUCUUCUUGAAGCAGCCGUUCAAGCGACCGGCCGCAACGGAACACAAUGUGUGAAGGUAUUGAAAUGCUUGGAAGGACAAUACAAUAAGGCAUUUGUCUUAACCAUGAAUAAUGGCGAGGAACUAGUUGCCAGGUUACCAAACCCGAACGCAGGCCCUCCUUUCUAUACAACAGCUUCUGAAGUGGCAACUCGCCAUUUCGCUCGGGAGGUCUUGGGGAUCCCAGUCCCACGUAUUUAUGCCUGGUCAGCGGAUUCAUCAAGUUCGAUAAAGCCGAAUAUAUUAUCGAGGCGAAGGCCGAAGGACAUUCCCUUGGGAGCCUGUGGGGCCGAAUGUCCAGGUCGUCACAAUUUGGAAUCAUUGACCAAAUUGUUGAAAUAG